Molecule: messenger RNA, 3179 nt
Organism: Stegastes partitus (bicolor damselfish)
Lineage: Eukaryota; Metazoa; Chordata; Actinopteri; Pomacentridae
Gene: aclya
Product: ATP citrate lyase a
Exons: 26
Biological process (GO): fatty acid biosynthetic process; citrate metabolic process; acetyl-CoA biosynthetic process
Cellular component (GO): cytosol
Molecular function (GO): ATP citrate synthase activity
Source: RefSeq, a predicted model, not a curated record
CCAACACUCUACUGCUGCUGCUGUUAGACACCGAAACACACCACGAAGCAGGUCAGUCCAGCCUGAGCAGUCAUGUCGGCCAAAGCCAUCUCCGAGCAGACGGGAAAGGAGUUCCUCUACAAGCACAUCUGCACAUCGGCGGCCGUCCAGAACCGGUUCCGCUAUGCCAACGUGACGGCCGAGACCGACUUCGCCCGGCUGGCUCAGGAGCACCCAUGGCUGCUCACAGAGAGGCUGGUGGUGAAGCCGGACCAGCUGAUAAAGAGGCGAGGGAAGCUGGGUCUGGUCGGCGUCAACCUGGACCUGAACGGCGUCAAAGAGUGGCUGAAGCCUCGCCUCAUGAAGGAGACGAUGGUGGGAAAGGCCAAAGGCAUUCUCAAGAACUUCCUCAUUGAGCCAUUCGUGCCUCAUAAACAGGAGGAGGAGUUCUACGUGUGCGUCUACGCCACCCGGGAGGGCGACCACGUGCUGUUUCACCACGAAGGCGGGGUGGAUGUCGGAGACGUGGACGCCAAAGCUCAGAAGCUGCUCAUCGGCGUGGAUGAGAAGAUCAGCGAAGACCUGGUGAAGAAGACGCUGCUGACCAACGUCUCCAACGACAAGAAGGCGGUUCUGGCCAGCUUCAUCGUCGGACUCUUCAACCUGUACGAGGACCUGUUCUUCACAUACCUGGAGAUCAACCCUCUGGUGGUCACAAAAGAUGGAGUUUACGUUCUGGACAUGGCGGCGAAGAUCGACGCCACCGCCGACUACAUCUGCAAGGCCAAGUGGGGCGACGUGGAGUUUCCUCCCCCCUUUGGCAGAGAGGCUUAUCCUGAGGAGGCCUACAUCGCUGACCUUGAUGCCAAGAGUGGAGCCAGUCUCAAACUGACGCUGCUCAACCCUCGAGGCAGAAUCUGGACCAUGGUGGCGGGAGGAGGCGCCUCGGUGGUCUACAGCGACACAAUCUGUGACCUCGGUGGAGUCGACGAACUCGCCAAUUACGGAGAAUAUUCAGGAGCACCGAGCGAGCAGCAGACAUACGACUACGCCAAGACCAUCCUGUCUCUGAUGACGAGAGAGAAGCACCGGGAUGGGAAGGUUCUGAUCAUCGGAGGAAGCAUCGCUAACUUCACAAAUGUUGCAGCAACAUUUAAGGGGAUUGUUCGAGCCAUCAGAGACUAUCAGGUGCCACUAAAGGAGCAUGAAGUCACUAUUUUUGUCCGCCGUGGAGGCCCAAACUACCAGGAAGGUCUCAGAGUGAUGGGAGAAGUUGGAAAGACCACCGGGAUCCCGAUUCACGUCUUUGGCACAGAAACCCACAUGACCGCCAUCGUCGGCAUGGCGCUGGGCCACAAGCCAAUCCCCAACCAGCCUCCCGUCGCCGCCCACACCGCCAACUUCCUCCUCAACUCCAGCGGCAGCACAUCGACCCCGUCAUCCAGCAGAACAGCUUCUUUCUCUGAGAACAAAGCCAGAGUCGAGGGCUCGCCAGCCAAGAAGGUGAAAACCGGAGCUCCCGCUGCCAAAACAACAACCCUCUUCAGCAAACACACCAAGUCCCUGGUGUGGGGGAUGCAGACUCGAGCAGUGCAGGGCAUGAUGGACUUCGACUACGUCUGCUCCAGAGAGGAACCAUCUGUCGCAGCGAUGGUUUACCCCUUCACAGGCGACCACAAACAGAAGUUCUACUGGGGGCAUAAAGAGAUCCUCAUCCCCGUGUACAAGAACAUGAGUGACGCCAUGAAGAAGCAUCCAGAUGUGGACGUGCUCAUCAACUUCGCCUCUUUGCGUUCUGCCUUUGACAGCACCAUGGAGACCAUGCAGUACCCGCAGAUUCACACCAUUGCCAUCAUUGCUGAGGGAAUCCCAGAAGCCCACACCAGGCGGAUCAUCAAGGCGGCCGAUGAGAAGGGCAUCACGAUCAUCGGACCGGCGACUGUCGGAGGAAUCAAGCCGGGUUGCUUCAAGAUCGGGAACACAGGAGGAAUGCUGGAUAACAUCCUCGCCUCUAAGCUCUACCGUCCGGGCAGCGUGGCCUACGUGUCCCGCUCAGGAGGCAUGUCCAAUGAACUCAACAAUAUCAUCUCCCGCACCACUGAUGGCGUUUUUGAAGGCGUGGCCAUCGGUGGAGACAGAUAUCCAGGCUCAGUGUUCACUGACCAUGUGCUGCGCUACCAAGACACUCCUGGAGUGAAGAUGAUUGUUGUGCUGGGAGAGAUCGGCGGCACUGAGGAGUACAAGAUCUGCCAGGCUAUUAAACAAGGCAGGAUCACGAAGCCGGUGGUGUGCUGGUGUAUCGGCACCUGUGCAACCAUGUUCUCCUCAGAGGUUCAGUUCGGCCAUGCAGGAGCUUGUGCCAACCAGGCCUCCGAGACAGCAGUGGCGAAGAACAAGGCUCUGAAGGAGGCUGGAGCUUUUGUUCCCAAGAGCUUCGAUGAGCUGGGAGAGAUCAUCAAAUCUGUGUAUGAUGACCUUGUCGCCAAAGGAGUUAUUCAGCCAGCUGAAGAGGUGCCUCCUCCCACUGUACCAAUGGAUUACUCCUGGGCACGAGAGCUGGGUCUGAUCCGUAAGCCGGCCUCUUUCAUGACCAGCAUCUGUGAUGAGAGAGGUCAGGAGCUCAUCUACGCCGGCAUGCCCAUCACCGAGGUCUUUAAGUCAGAGAUCGGCCUGGGAGGAACCCUGGGGCUGCUGUGGUUCCAGAGAAGGUUGCCCAGAUAUGCCUGCCAGUUCAUUGAGAUGUGUCUCAUGGUGACUGCUGAUCACGGUCCGGCUGUUUCGGGAGCUCACAACACUAUUGUCUGCGCUCGAGCUGGAAAAGAUCUCAUCUCCAGUCUCACCUCCGGCCUCCUCACCAUCGGUGAUCGCUUCGGAGGUGCUCUGGAUGCUGCAGCGAAGCAGUUCAGCAAGGCGUUCGAUAGCGGUAUGCUGCCCAUGGAGUUCGUCAACAAGAUGAAGAAGGAUGGCAAGCUGAUCAUGGGAAUCGGACACAGAGUGAAGUCGAUCAACAAUCCAGACAUGAGAGUCCAGAUCCUAAAGGACUUUGUGAAGCAGCACUUUCCCUCCACCCAGCUGCUGGACUACGCUCUAGACGUCGAGAAGAUCACCACCUCCAAAAAACCCAACCUGAUCCUGAACGUGGACGGCUUCAUUGGGGUGGCCUUUGUGGACUUGCUCAGGACUUGUGAUGGAUUUACACG